This is a messenger RNA of Sebastes umbrosus (honeycomb rockfish), 1881 nucleotides long. RefSeq names its product casein kinase II subunit beta. Gene Ontology annotation, cellular component: protein kinase CK2 complex; cytoplasm. The record is from RefSeq and is a predicted model, not a curated record. The transcript is spliced from 7 exons. Bases 150 to 797 code for a protein of 215 amino acids. Gene Ontology annotation, molecular function: protein kinase regulator activity. NCBI's taxonomy places the organism in Eukaryota, Metazoa, Chordata, Actinopteri, Perciformes, Sebastidae.
ACAUACGUCAUGAGGUACUUUAUUUUGGUAACUUCCGGCUGCUGACCGGAAGCCGUGUUAGUCAUCCAGGUAGCUCGGAGAGGAGGGAUCAGCUAGCUAAAGCUUUACAAGUUGAUGUGUUAACUAAUAAAGAGCGAAGGGUCAGGAGGAUGAGCAGCUCAGAGGAGGUGUCUUGGAUCUCCUGGUUCUGUGGACUCAGAGGGAAUGAGUUCUUCUGUGAGGUUGAUGAAGACUACAUACAGGACAAGUUUAACCUGACGGGUUUGAAUGAGCAGGUGCCUCACUAUCGCCAGGCUUUGGACAUGAUUCUUGACCUGGAGCCAGAUGAGGAACUUGAAGACAACCCCAAUCAGAGUGACUUGAUAGAGCAGGCAGCAGAGAUGCUCUACGGUCUCAUACAUGCACGUUACAUCCUCACAAACAGAGGCAUUGCACAGAUGUUGGAAAAGUAUCAGCAAGGGGAUUUUGGCUAUUGCCCAAGAGUCUAUUGUGAGAAUCAGCCAAUGCUUCCUAUCGGUUUGUCGGACAUCCCCGGAGAAGCAAUGGUGAAGCUUUAUUGCCCAAAGUGCAUGGAUGUUUACACCCCCAAAUCCUCCAGACACCACCACACAGAUGGAGCCUAUUUUGGGACGGGGUUCCCCCACAUGCUGUUCAUGGUGCACCCAGAGUAUCGUCCAAAGCGACCAGCCAACCAGUUUGUGCCAAGGCUAUAUGGUUUCAAAAUUCACCCAAUGGCUUAUCAACUCCAACUUCAGGCUGCAUCAACUUUCAAGAGCCCAGUCAAGACAAUUCGCUAGAACGCCGCUUUGACGAACACCGUGGACUUUAAGACUUUGUUGUUUACUUGUUUGAAGGAAUGGAUUACAUAUAUAUAUUCCCAAUGAAUGCCUGUACAGUUUCCCAAACUCACCUAGACACUUUAAGAUUUUCCUCUCAUUUAGUGAAACACUGUUACAGUUGAGCAGGUUAGUUUUUCCGGUAUUAAACAUGUAAUCUCAAUCUCCUGAUACAGUGUUUAACUUUAAUUGAUGUCAAUCAAUCUUUGCUAAUUUUAGGGUUGUUUUCUCCGAAACUAAAAAAGUGUCUUUAUCUCUGUGAUAAUGAAGGCUACGGUGUGGCUUUGUGGCGUAAUAGCAGAUGAGUGAAUGUAACAGAAAAUGUUGCCACUAGCCUGACAGGUUUGCCUUAUCAGUGAUACAGUCAGUCCAUACUUUUGAAAGUUAACAUUAAAUCGCAUCAAAUCAUAUUAACUUGUGCUGCAGAACAGAUUUUGAAUGUGUUUUAAGAUUUUAUUCUGUUAAGAUGUAGGAUUUUAUUUGAAAACAGCAAUAUGUGUAAAUGUAAUCAGGUGCUAUUUCUAAGAAACAAUGAAAACCAAAUUAAGAGGUAGAAAGCAAGAACUCAUCUUAAAAAUGGACCUAUGCUUCAUUUCAAUUAUAUUAUUACGAUGUUCAGUUUCCUUGAAAUUCAUAGGCUGUGUAUGUACUUGACUGUUUAGGCAACUGUAACAACAUUUUCCUGAUAGUCCUGUAUUUGUAGUUUCAUUAUGUUUACAUCAUUAUGGUAUUAUAAUCUCGACAGAUGUGACAUUAUUUGGUGUUGAUUGAACAUCUACUAGCAAGUGAAUGGCAUUAAAUAUUUAUUUCUUACUAAGAUCUUUCAUACUGAAGUUGUAUGCUUCACAAAUAGACAGCCCAAUAAAAUGCAAAAUAAUGCAGAUUUUAUUUUUUUCAUAAAAAGACAGGGAGAAGUCACAAAGCAACAAUAUUUUCCAUUGUCUAAAAACUAUUUUUCUUCAUGUGAAAUUCUACAUUUUUCUUCCAGGAGAGGUUUCUGUUGUUGUCCAUGUAGCUACAAUACCAAUGGCUUCUUUUUGGGUUU